Gracilinanus agilis (Agile Gracile Mouse Opossum) is the source of this 1072-nucleotide messenger RNA. RefSeq names its product cilia and flagella associated protein 73 (gene CFAP73). The transcript has 7 exons. Bases 1 to 996 code for a protein of 331 amino acids. The record is from RefSeq and is a predicted model, not a curated record. NCBI's taxonomy places the organism in Eukaryota, Metazoa, Chordata, Mammalia, Didelphimorphia, Didelphidae. Gene Ontology annotation, biological process: spermatid development.
AUGGCUGUGCCUUGGGAAGAAUACUUUCUCCUGGUCUCGGAAAGAAAGCCGCGGGCUGAGAAGACACCAGUUCAUGAGGACAAUUAUAUCAGCCAUGCUACCCAGCUGCUGGAGAAGAAGCAAGAGAUGGUAGAGAUGGAGGAGACUCUGCAAGCUAAGAAGGAGGAGUUCAAGGUAAAGAUGUCAGCUCUGAAGCAGCGAAGGGAGGCCCUAGAACAGAAGGAGGAGGCACUGAAGGAGUCCAUGAUCCGCUUUGACAAGUUCCUGAAGGACACAGAGGCCAAGCAGAGCCGGGCCAUGCGCCGGGCAGAGGAACAGCGGCAGAAGGAGGCCGAAGCCCAGGCACUGAAGGAGGAGUUGGAGGGGCUGGUCCAGAAGAAGGAGCAACUGGAGCAGACGCUGAAUAAAUACCGACCCUUCGCCCAGUACCUGGAGCAGGUGGUGGCCCAGUCAGAGGAGGUGAGCCCCGGGCGGCCUCCGCCAUGUAGACACUCUCCCUCCUGUGUACCCCUGACCACUAGGGACUGGUCACGAUUUCAGGAGAUCCCCGAGCUGAUGGCCCGCUUCGGCGGGCUGGCCGACAUUCAGGCCAUCCUGGCCGAGCGGGAGCAGGCUUUGCACGAGGCCCUGGAGGAGGCCCGGCUCGAGCUGCUCAAGCUGGUGGAGGACAAGAACGACGAAAUCCUGCGUCAGAAUAACCGGCUGGCCGAGCUGCAGCUGCGCCUGGAGGAGGUCAGGACGGAGGCGCUGCAGUGGGAGUCCAGGUGGGUCCACAUCCAGAACACGGCGGCCCAGAAGACUUUGCUUCUUGGGCAGAUCAAGAUGGCAGCCCUCAACCUGUACCAGAAGGUCUGUAAGCAGAGGAAGGAAGUUCCCGAGUUGGCCAUGGAGGACACAGAGGGGCAGCUGGAGCAGGUGCAGCUCUACUUCCAGGAUCUUUCCGCCAUGUUGGCCAAGUCUCAGCAGGGAGACCCCAGGCCCCCCGCUGACCGCUAGGCCUCUUCCCUGCAAGGAGCUGCUGACAGGAGAGGUAGGACUGCCCCAUCCAGCAGGGAGGAGGGUGUGGGUGGGU